Messenger RNA from Fusarium venenatum, 2592 nucleotides. Its product is annotated as alkaline-phosphatase-like protein. The record is from RefSeq and is a predicted model, not a curated record. Lineage: Eukaryota; Fungi; Ascomycota; Sordariomycetes; Hypocreales; Nectriaceae.
AUGGUUUCCUUCAAGAAGAUGAGCUCAGUGCUCACCUCACGACUCGCCAACCGACGCUUCGCCUUUGCUCUCGUCACAUUAGCAGUAUGCGCCGCAAAAGGCGUGCAUCUCGACAACCAUAGAUCCUCCGUAGCGCCCAAGCGCAUGAUUCUCUUCUUUUUCUCUUUCUUCACGCAAGACAUCCUUCUUCUUCUCUUCAUCCGACUCCUUCUCAGUCACUGGACCCCAAGCUUCCCCGGUAAGCUACGAUUCUGCAUCACAGCACUUGCGAGCUGUUUGAUAGCCUACAAUGCCGCACUCGGCCUUGUCUCGGUAUCUUUCUAUCUGGUUGCUGGUUCGGAAAUUCGCUGGCGCAACAUCGGGUUCAUCGCCGACCCUUCAGCUAGAGCAAUCAUGAUGUCAGGUCUCACAGCGUUCUUGGGAGUAUUGGUGCUUUGUCUUUGUUUGAGUGGUGUGCUUCAGAGUGCUUGUUAUGGAUUGUUUGGCUGGGGCGGUGAUAUCAUCAACUUUCCCUUCACUUUCAUCUGGCGUAAGCUUGGGUUUUUCGCGAAUGGCAGAAAGGCUUAUGAUCAACUUCCUCAACGAGACUCUCUACCUCAGUGGAAUGAGGGCAGCGAGAGCGGAUCGAGUCAUGGUGACUACUCAGAGGACGAGUACAAGGAGAAAACCAGAUCGCCGACGAUUACAACACGACGAUCAAGCUUCCCCACGGGAGGUACUUCAUCGAAGCGCUCAAAAUGCAUGCGCUUCCUUCGCUUUCUGCCGUAUCCUAUCGUUACCAUUUUAUUAACGGCUCUUUUCACGCUCACGAUUUUACGACCCAAGGAUCCUUCUCUUAUCUUCCUCUCUUGGACCACUGGGCUUUUACCUUUUGUUGACUUUGCCUCAACAUCACCAUUCCUCGACGACCUCCCCUCAGUUUUCGGCAAAGGACUGCAACGAUCCUGGGACGAUAUCACUGCUCUUGCUAAUCCCGCUCCUUUGGACUGGCUCCCCAAAGGCACACCUGUUGUUCCGGCCGAGGAGCCUUCUGGUUUCCGCGAUUGGUAUAGCAAACAGCCUCGAUAUAGCGCCAAAUCCGACCCAUUGAAGAUCUCAAAUCUGGAGGAGCCUCUCCGCGAGUCUCUACAAGGCAAGCUGAAGGACAUCAAUAUUCGACACGUCGUCAUGUUUUUCUUGGAAAGCACCAGAAACGAUGUUUUCCCUAUCAAGAAGGACGGUCUAAUCUGGAAUCGAUUCGCCGACACAUUUCCCGACAAGAAACUGCCGCAGGAUGUUCAAGAUAAAUUGGCCAGUUUGACACCAACAGCGAACUUUAUCACAGGCGACUACGAGGACGGAUUUGAGCACGCUGAUAAGCCUAAGCGGGGAGGAAUUCACUUCACCAACGCACACACAGCCGGAACCUACACUCUCAAGAGCAUGACUGCUACAGUCUGCGGUAUUUCUCCUCUGGUUGCAGACUUCAACCUCGAACACAGCCAUCACCUAUAUCAGCCUUGUUUGCCGCAAAUCUUCAACGCUAUGAACAUCGCAGAGACCAAGGACUCUGAGAAAACGAAGGAGGACAAGUGGAACUCGUAUUUCUUCCAGGCUGCGACUCUCGACUAUGAUAAUCAGAUGAACUUGAUGGGAGCCAUGGGUUUCCCAAUAGACCACACGAUUGGACGAGAAUAUCUUCGUAGUGAUCUUGCGAAGCAUGGCCCCGUUACAUUGCCUAACAUCAACGAGUUCGCUUUUGAAGAGGACCCGUUGGAGGACUAUAUCACCGAUAUCUUCGAGGACGCGGUAAAGGACAACAGCCGCGUAUUCCUCACACAUCUCACGAGUACCAGCCACCACCGAUUCCACAUGCCCAAGACCGAGCCUUAUACGCCUUUAGCCAAGGGUCUAGAUAUGAUGUCCCGCUACGUCAAUACGAUUGGAUAUGAUGACAAGUGGAUUCGAAAGGUCCUUAAUGUCUUGGACAAGCAGGGCAUUGCCAACGAGACGCUGGUCAUUUUCCAGGGCGACCACGGAACAUCACUACCAGAGAACGACUACGCAUCACCAUACUACAACCCAAACAUCGGCGUCGACCACGUCCCCAUGAUCCUCUCACACCCACAAUUACCCCCCUUCAACGUCGACGAAGCCGUUCACUCCACACAAAUCCUCCCCACCAUUCUGGACAUUCUUCUCGAAUCUGGUUCACUCAGCGAAACAAGCCGCAAGGUUGCAACAGACCUGAUCGGCAAUUACGAAGGCCAAUCACUCCUUCGACCUCUUAUCACCAACAACAAUGUCACAGGUCAAGGCCAGUGGCAAUUCACCGUGACCAACCCCGGACGGGCUAUGCUUACCGUCCGAGACGCGCGGUAUCCGGAUCGUCACCUUGUGGUACCAGUUAUCGAGAAUGUGGAUUGGAGACUAACAGAUCUUUCAAAAGAUCCGCACGAACAUGAUUCAGUGCAGAGUUUGGAUUUUACUGCUUUUAUACAUGGUGUUGAUGAAAAAUACGGACGAGAAAUGGCCGAGUGGGCUGAGGAGGGUGCCUUUGUUACGAGAUGGUUUGUCAAGGAGAAUAGCAGGCGUUGGCGGUUUGAUCUCUGA